Lineus longissimus is the source of this 2784-nucleotide messenger RNA. RefSeq names its product carnitine O-acetyltransferase-like. The record is from RefSeq and is a predicted model, not a curated record. Lineage: Eukaryota; Metazoa; Nemertea; Pilidiophora; Heteronemertea; Lineidae. Gene Ontology annotation, cellular component: peroxisome. Gene Ontology annotation, biological process: carnitine metabolic process, CoA-linked. The transcript is spliced from 13 exons. The coding region runs from base 123 to 2057 and encodes 644 amino acids. Gene Ontology annotation, molecular function: carnitine O-acetyltransferase activity.
AACCCAAACAAAUGAGCAAAAUUAAAUGCUGAUAUUUUUAACUUUGGCCUGAUUUCUGGGCUCUAAUCACGAAUUAGUUUUGAUAAGCAUAUGACUAAUCUGUUCUGGCAUACCUCACAAUUAUGCUACGCCACCUGACACUUAAAAUGGUCAAACACAGCAGAAACAUCCGUGGGACAGUAGAGAAGUUUUCCAGUGAUCUCCUGAGUCCAGUGAAAGGAACAAAGACUGACCAUCCAGCGCGGAUGCUUGCCCUACAGAAGACAAUGCCACAGCUUCCAGUUCCUGCCCUGAAUCAGACUCUAGAGAAAUAUCUGAUUGCCCUCAAGCCGCUGUUGAGUGAAGAGGAAUAUGUGGAAACUGAAAAAAUUGUUAAGAAGUUUGGGUUGCCUGGUUACAUCGGGCGUCAGUUACAAGUGAUGCUGGAAAACAGAGCUGCUGAAAAAACGAACUGGCUAGAUGAAUGGUGGCUAGAUAAAGCCUAUCUUGAGGGACGGAUGCCUGUUGUGGUUCACUCCAGUCCCGCCCUGAUUCUUCCAGCUCAAGACUACAGUGGCAUCCAGGGACAGAUCAGAUAUGCUUCAAAGUUGUUGUCUGGAAUCCUAGAUUACAAAACCAUGAUAGAUGAUGGUACAUUACCCAUCCAAUAUCAUGGAAAAGACCCCAAGUGUAUGAAACAAUACUACCUCGUGCUGAACUCGUGCCGAAUCCCCGGGAAAGGACGUGACUCGGUCUUCAGCCAUCCAGCCAAUGAUCCUUACAGACCCAAACAUAUCAUAGUCAUCCAUAAUAACCAUAUCUUUUCCUUGGAUGUGUAUGGUAAAAAUGGCGAAAGAUUAAAUACUCUCCAGCUGUUUAAACAACUAGAGAGAGUUGUAGGCGAGUCUGCCCAUCUAACGACACCGCUAGGCCUCCUCACGUCAGAAUCCAGGCCGGUGUGGGCUCAGGCUUAUAAGCAGUUAAUGAAGAAAAAAAUAAACAAGAGGUCGUUGGAAGAGAUCCAAAAGAGUAUAUUGGUGCUAUGUUUGGACCAGCCGAUGCUACAUACAGCUGAUGGGGGUGCUAGGGCCGAUCUGUGUGCAGGCCAGAUGAUCCACGGAGGUGGUAGCAAGUGGAAUAGUGGCAAUAGGUGGUUUGACAAGACAUUACAGAUGAUUGUCGGGGCUGAUGGAGCCGUUGGCUGUCUCUACGAACACGCACUGGCCGAGGGACCUCCCAUUGUGUCAAUACUUGAUCACACUCUAGAUUACAUUGCCAAAGGUCCAUCUACGAGACUUCUACCCGCAACCAGCAUUACUCCUCCAAGAAAGUUACAAUUUGACAUCCCAGCUAGUGUUAUGGCUGAUAUUGAAGGUGCCAAGGAAAACAUUGACUCACUAGUUGAAGACUUGGAUCUUUCGACCAACAUCUUCAAAUCAUUUGGCAAGAAUUUUGUCAAAUCGCAGAGAUUGAGCCCGGAUGCAUUUAUUCAGUUGUCUUUCCAGCUUGCAUACUUUCGAACAUUCGGCCAAACAUGUUCCACCUACGAGACAGGUUCAACUAAAAAGUUCCAAGAGGCACGCACAGAAAACAUUGGAUGCUGUACGAUAGAGUCACUAGCAUUUUGCAAGGCUAUGGGUGAUGCAAGUUUGACCACGGGUUCUAAAGUGGAACUUCUGAAGAAAGCUGUUGCUCGUCAUAGUGCUAAGACAAGAGAGGCAAUGAAUGGUGAAGGUAUUGACAGACAUCUCUUUGGCCUGAAACUGACAGCAUUAGAGAAACGCAUGAACAUCCCCGAUCUCUUCAUGGACUCUUCCUAUCAGGUCUACAUGCAUCAUAACAUUUCCACGAGUCAGGUCCCUGGUAAACAUGAGUUAACUCUCUUCUUUGGACCUGUGGUACCUGAUGGAUUCGGGAUUUGUUACAACCCACAACCUGACCAGAUUCUUUACGUCGUGACCGCAUUCAAUAGUAGCCCGGAAACAAAUGCCAAAGAAUUUGCUCAAUGUAUCGGAAAAUGCCUUGUAGAUAUGCAUGAUUUGUUACUGCAGGGCAGUGUGCUCAAGUCUAAGUUAUAGUUGAAGGGCAGAAUGGUGCAGGUGUACCCCACUGUCCUGCAGAUGUUGAAGCUGCUGGAUGUCUCUCUUAUUGCCAGUUGAUAGUUUGAGAACACUACAAUAGAUGGCAUGAGUGAUUUGGUAUCUGACUUGGGGGCCCUUGCAAAAGAAAAACUCUGAGCUGGGAUAAUAAAUUGUCGACAUUCAUAUCAACAGCCUGGGAUGAAGAGGCAGUAAAGGGUUAAAAUUUACAAUCCCCGAUCGGAAAUGACGUAGUUUGAUCGCAUUCAACUAUAAAUCCAUUGAACAGUGGUGCUUCGUUAGUCAACCGAUGACCUUUUUUUGGGGUGUGAUCGGGGAUUGUAAACUCGUUCCCUAAAUAGUAUGCCAGGUGACAUGACAGUUCUUUUCAGUUUGUCAGACAGCUGGUGCUGUAAAGUGAAAGUGCUAUGUGAUUCCUUCAGAUAGAAUCAAAAUUGAAAUAGACUAUGCUGUGUAUAAACUUGGGCCUUUUUAUUAAUAUUUGAUAUCAGUAAUUGUCUGUCAUUUGACUUUGGAAGACCUUUGUGGAAAGCGGAUAUAGAUUAGACAGAUAGAUUGAUCAUGGACAGCAAUGAUCAUGAAUGACUUUAUGUUAAACAUGAAUAACUGUUAUGUCAAUUUGAUGUGUGUUUUUGUAUAUUUAUUACUCUAGUCUGUGAUAUACCUGCGCCUCUUUAUAAUACAUGUAUAUCCUAAAACACCUUGG